UGUGCACAUGAUGCCAUUAGUGGACCCUCGGAGGGCUUCAAGCCACACACAAUCAGGAGCAUCGCGAUCUAGUUUGACACAUCACUUGGGUAAAACUGCAAGCUCAGAGCUGCCAAGGACAAAGACUGCUGAAGUAAACAAGUGAAUCUAUCAGAAGAAGGGAGGACUGCUAAAGAAGCUGGGAAAGACAACAAUAAUCACAGAGGGUCACAGACUAAGAGUGGUGGUAAUACUCCAGUCAGCUUUCCUUACCCGGGCAACAAACCCCUUGUUCCUCCUCACGGCCCUGGUGUUGGUAAAGGUGGACCUGGUACUCAGGGGUCUGAGGUGUGGGACCUGAGAAGGCUAGAAGAGGAAAGUGAAGUAGCCUUAGAGCGUCGGCGGCAACAGCUGACGCAAGAGUUGAUGCGUGAGAUGGCUGGUGACUCGCAUCACCAUAUGUCAGCCAUGGAUAAGAAAGUUAGUAACAGUUCCUGGCACAAGCAAAUGCAUGGUCAACAUGGCCAUCGAAGAAGCAUUUCAUCUUCAAGUAGCAGCUCAUCUUCAUCGACUUCCUCGUCAACUUCGUCAUCUUCCAGUUCCUCCUCCACUGACACAUCAGCUCACAGGCCUGGCCACAAGCGGGACACAAAGCGCAAACCAAGACCCAGCAAGAGGGUUGCUCCCACAGGCGACCGCUCUAAGCUUAAGAAGACCAAGUCAGCAUCAUCUUCGAGAAAACAUAGUAGUAGCAAAAGCAGUAAGAAGAGUCAUCCCAGUAAGAAGGACCAUGACAAGGUUAGGAGUCACAAGACUAGCCGUUCACCCACCAGAAGGAAGAGUUCCAUGUCCAAGAAACUUUUGUCUCCUGGACGUAAACGCUCACCUUCUCCCAGUUCGAGAAAGUCGCACAAGAUAUCACCUGGAUCCUCUAAACGAAGUAAGAGCAGAAAGAGGUCACAUUCCCCUAGAGAACGUGUAGAAUACCGAGACAACCGCAUGGCUGUUCCAGAGAGAUCCCUAAGUCAUGGGCGUGACCCUAGCCUUGGAUCUCAUGCGGGUUCAUCACGGAGUCGAGAUCCAAGAGUUGAUGACCGAAUGCGUAGAAUGUCUCCUGAGCAGCUUGGAAGGGACAGAUACAGUAGUAGAGCAGAAUCACCAAGUCGGAGAUAUGAAAAGGAGCGCGGAAUGGAAGAAUAUGUUGAACAGCGCCGAGAACGUCGGUCACCCAUAUCAAGAUCAAGAGAGGUUGAAAGGAAGGAUCCUCAUCGACAUAGAGAUUAUGACAGGCAUGAACGGGAUCAUUAUGAUGAACGAAGACGUGAUGAUCCAAGGAGAGAAGAUCGUGAAAGGGAGCAGUUGAGAGAACGAGAAUUGAGGGAAAGGGAGAUGAGGGAUAGAGAGCUGUUGAAAGAAAGGGAGAGAGUGGAACUGAUGGAGAGGGAACAAGAACGUGAAAGGGAGAGAAUGAGAGAAGUAGAUGACAGGAGAGGACGCUAUGCAAGAGAGCACGAAUUUGCAAGGGAGAGAGAAGUAGUGGUACGUGGUGGUGGCAGGGAGUAUGAAGGAGAAAGAGAGUUCUAUUCACCCAGGGGGCGACCAGAGAUAGAUGCAAGAGUAAUGCCCGUUGAUGAUCGACGAGCUUACGAAGACCCAGCAUAUGAUAGAUAUCAGAGUGAACGUGAACGCAGUCGUUAUGAAGCAGGUCGUGAUCGAUAUGACGAAUUAUCUUUACAUGAUCGUCGAGGACUGCCUCCUAUGGAGGAUCGUCGUUCUGAUCGAAGAGGCCCUCCAAUUGAUACUCGUUUUCCAGAUGAACGCAGAAGAAGUGGAGGUAGCCUUGACCCAAGAGCUCAUGAAGCAUGGGUGGAGGAGCAUCGUGGAAUGGAGCGGUUGGAGAGAGCAGAGCACUUUGCCCCCCAUGUUCCUCCUCGUCAUCGCCACCAACCGGAUUGGGUCGGAGGCCGUCCACCAGCAGCUUGGGAAAGGCAUAAACACCCCAGGCAUGAAGACUGGGGAGAUGAGUAUGGUGUUGCAGUUGGCAGUCGAGGUGGAGAAUGGGGAGAGGAACCUCAUGAGUGGGUAGGGGACCGUCAGGGUCCUUUGCCACCCCAUCAAGAACAAUGGAGUCAUCCCAGAAGGAGCUACAGGGAUGAGUGGGGAGGUAGAGGAAGUGAGUGGGUUGAUCGGGCUCUCCCUGCUUAUUCUGGUGGGCGCGAUUUGGGUCCUCCUGCACCCCAGGGACCUUCAGUUGGAAGGGCAGAUCACAGCCAGCCUCCACCACUAGGACGCAGAACUCGCAGGGAGCAAGUGGAGCAAGUCAUAGACCCACCUCCCUUAGCUGGAUCUUCAAGCCGCCAUCAUCUGCCUCCUAGCAGUGAGGAUGAGGGUAUUGAAAGUGCCUUGGUGCCUCCCAGAGGUGGGGAUGCAGGCACUCCCCCACCCCGGACCAGGACCAGGCACUCAUGCCAGGUAAUGACGGGGAGUUGUGGGAGUAUGAUCCUGGCAGAGGUUCGUGGGUGCGCAGGGCAGCUGAUGCUCCACCAGCGCCUGAAGCUGAGUCACCUCCUAAAAAAGAAAAGUCCUUGUCAGAACCUCCUCAGGAAGCAGAGAGUGAAAAUGGUGGCAAUGCAGAAAUCAAGAAAAGGAGUACACCAGAAGAACCUGUCAUUGAGGAAGUGACAGCCAAGAAACCACGGGUUGAAGCUCCAGCAGAUGUUGAGGAGCCCGAAAACACCCUGCAGGAGAAGGAUACAUUCAGUGACAUCAGUGAUGAUGCUGAUGACAUUCUUAACCAAGAGGUUGGAGGAUACAAUGAUGAUGAUAGUCGUAACUUGAGUUCAAGUCAGUUGGAG
Messenger RNA from Penaeus vannamei (Pacific white shrimp), 2834 nucleotides. Lineage: Eukaryota; Metazoa; Arthropoda; Malacostraca; Decapoda; Penaeidae. The record is from RefSeq and is a predicted model, not a curated record.